AUGGACCGCCGGCCAGACUCGACGGGCCUUGGGCCCCGUCAUGACCCGAACUCCCGUGUUACCAAGCCCGAAUCGGCCGCUGAUAAAAUGGCUGCUCUCAAAGCAAGAGUCGCAGCGGCGAUAGGAGGUACCAAGGCAAAGGGAGGUCUUAAUGUCGGGUUGCACCCAGUCCUCGAGGGCCUCGGCCAAGCAAAGCCUCCAGGCAGAACAGGCGAUGCGAAGCCAUCGGGUAGCCGGUCGCAGUUUGAAUCAGGUUCUGCUACUGCGUCUAGCUACAGGAUGCCAGACAAGUCAGGGCGCGGCCGCGACGGACCGCAAUCGAACCCGUACUUCAACGAGCAACUAGCAGCACAGCCCGCAGGCGGAAAACAGCGACAAGCCCGGCCGCUACACUUUCACCCCAAGGGCAAAUUCAUCCAGCAGGCUGCCGCGCUGCGGCGACAGGCUGCCUUGGAGGAAAUGAAAAAGCGGAUUGCGGCACAGACCAGGAAGGCUGGGAUCGAGGAUGAGCUGGACAUGGAGAAGAAUCUCGUUAUCGAACCGCCUCCAGAUAUCGAAUGGUUUGACGAAGGGCUGGUAGAUGGCACGUACGACAACAUCGGGGACGAGGCCCGCCUUAAGAUCAACAAGGAAGACACCAUUGUCACCGAAUACAUCCAGCACCCCGUCGCGCUGGAGCCACCACAAGAGAAGAACGCACCAGCAGUGAAGCCGAUGUAUCUGACAUCAAAGGAGCAGAAAAAGCUCAGGAGACAGAGGAGAAUGGCGGAGCUCAAGGAACAGCAGGCAAAGAUCAGGCUUGGACUGGUGCCAGCACCACCUCCCAAGGUCAAGAAGAGCAAUAUGAUGCGUGUGUACGCAGAUUCGGCAGUGAAGGAUCCGACGGCUGUGGAAAACCUCGUCAACCGGCAGAUUGCGGAACGCCAGCAGAACCACCUGCAGACUAAUGAGGAGCGCAAGCUCACCAAGGAAGAGAAGCACGACAAGCUCGCCACAAACCAAGAAAAGGAUGCCGCCAAGGGUAUCCAUGUUUUGGUCUUGAAGAUCAACAGUCUCGCGAACGGCCAACACCGAUUCAAGAUUCAAAAGAACGCCGAGCAGCACGCGCUCACGGGGAUCUGCAUCAUGCACCCCAAGAUGAACCUUGUUAUUGUAGAAGGGGGCGAGCACAGCAUACGCAAGUAUAAAAGGCUCAUGUUGGACCGUAUCGACUGGACGGAGAACACGCCGUCUCGAGAGGGCAACACACAGAAGCAGAUGCGCGAAUGGUUGGUGGCAGAGAAUGAGAAGGGAGACCUCAAGGACAUGUCGCACAACGAGUGCAAGCUAGUGUUUGAGGGCGAGGAGAAGACGAGGGCCUUUCGCAAGUGGGGAAACAAGGUGUGCGAAUCCGAUGCAGAGGCCAAGGACGCGUUGACUCGGGCCAAGAUGGAGAAUUUUUGGGCGCUCGCGAAGACUAUGUAA
Molecule: messenger RNA, 1464 nt
Organism: Colletotrichum higginsianum IMI 349063
Lineage: Eukaryota; Fungi; Ascomycota; Sordariomycetes; Glomerellales; Glomerellaceae
Product: Pre-mRNA processing factor 3
Exons: 1
Coding region: 1-1464 (487 amino acids)
Biological process (GO): mRNA splicing, via spliceosome
Cellular component (GO): U4/U6 x U5 tri-snRNP complex
Source: RefSeq, a predicted model, not a curated record